Messenger RNA from Medicago truncatula (barrel medic), 1499 nucleotides. RefSeq names its product (R,S)-reticuline 7-O-methyltransferase. NCBI's taxonomy places the organism in Eukaryota, Viridiplantae, Streptophyta, Magnoliopsida, Fabales, Fabaceae. The record is from RefSeq and is a predicted model, not a curated record. The coding region runs from base 113 to 1222 and encodes 369 amino acids. The transcript has 3 exons. Gene Ontology annotation, molecular function: O-methyltransferase activity; protein dimerization activity.
ACUUGUAAACCAAUUCAACACAUUGAAUUGGAAGCCUUUGCUUUAACCAAAAGAAAGGCUUUCCUCACUCAGCACUCACUUGAAAUUAUUUUGUAAACAACUCCCACACAACAUGGAGACUGUUCUUUCCAAUCACUCUCCACCUUCGGUCUUCAAGGGUGUGAGCAAGGAAGAAGAAGAAUCAUUGCUUGGACAAAUUGAAAUAUGGAAAUACAUGACACAAUUCACAGACUCUUUUGCUCUAAAAGCAGUUGUGGAGCUACGUAUAGCUGAUAUUAUAGACCGUCAGUGUAAACCGCUAUCCUUGACUGAAAUUGUGCAGAAUCUUGAAGAUGCACCCUCUCCUGAUUCCACGCUCCUUUUAAGAGUAAUGAGAGUGAUGGUUCGUAGAAAGAUUUUCAGCGCAGAAAAAUCAGAAACCGGCGAAAUUCUCUACGGCUUGACACGUGCAUCGAAAUGGAUUCUACAAGACACAAAAGUAACAUUGGCACCAUUGGUAUUGCUAGAGACUCACCCAAUUCAUAUGAACCCUUUUAACUUUAUGAGUGAUAUUGUAAAAGAAGGCACAAAAAAUGGCACUGCUUUCUUUAGGUGUCAUGGUUAUGACCAAUUUGAAAUGGCUAGUGUGGACCCAAAAUUCAAUGAGUUGUUUAACAAAGGACAAGCUUGCACAACUGGAUUUGUGUUUAGAGCUGUUAUUGCUGGAUACAAAGAUGGAUUUAACCAAAUUCAAACAUUGGUUGAUGUUGGUGGCGGUAUCGGAGGAUCGAUGUCUGAGAUUGUUAAAGCUUACCCUCAUAUCCAAGGUAUUAAUUUUGAUUUGCCUCAUGUUGUUUCAACAGCACCCAAGUAUGAUGGCAUCACCCAUGUUGGAGGAGACAUGUUUGUUUCUAUUCCUAGUGCUGAUGCUAUUUACAUCAAGUGGAUUCUUCAUGACUGGAGUGACGACCAUUGCGUAAAGAUAUUGAAGAACUGUAGGAAGGCAAUACCGGAGAAAACUGGAAAGGUGAUAAUAUUGGAUCAUGUAUUGGACCCAGAAGGAGAUGAACCAUUUACUGAUAUUGGCAUAGCAUUUGACAUGAUAUUGUUUGCACACAACUCUGGUGGUAAGGAAAGGACUGAAGAGAACUGGAAAUACUUAUUCAAAGAGACGGGAUUCCCUCGUUACAACAUCAUCAAAAUCAAUGCUUUGCUAUCCAUCAUUGAAGCAUUUCCAAUCUAAAUUCAUAAAUCAUAAUGAGUUUGUUGGUUUUAUGAUGAUGAUGGUGAUGAUUUCGUAUGUGUUGUGUUGUGUGGCUUUACUUGGAGUUUUGUUUUGUUAGCUAUGGCAAACACUCCAUUUUGUAUCAUAAUUUGAAUAAAAAUGUUGCUCACGCUCUGGAGCUGGUAUGAUUCAUGCAUGGGACAUGCUUUUGGUUCCAUAUGCAGAUUGUUGUGAAUGUUGAGAAUCCAUUGUUGACUUGUUAGUGUGUUUCAAGAAUUAUAAUUGUUGUGCAACA